CCUAAAGUUAAUUCUUUAAGUAUUCAUAACCAUCAUCUUAGUAAUGAUGGAGGCAUAGUUUUAGCAGAUUUUCUUCACAAAAACAAAACAUUGACUUCUUUAAAGCUUUAUGGAAGACCAUUCACUAAUACUACUGGAUUAGGAGGAUAUUUGCGUGACAUAAGGCUAUCCAUCUGUAAAUUGACCGCCAAAGAUCUAAGCCACAUAAGUAAAGGCAAAGAUGAAACAUUCAUGAAGAACUUCAGAUAA
Molecule: messenger RNA, 249 nt
Organism: Dentiscutata heterogama
Lineage: Eukaryota; Fungi; Glomeromycota; Glomeromycetes; Diversisporales; Gigasporaceae
Source: the annotation of a GenBank genome assembly